Messenger RNA from Cynara cardunculus var. scolymus (artichoke), 2181 nucleotides. RefSeq names its product lysophospholipid acyltransferase LPEAT2-like. Bases 800 to 2089 code for a protein of 429 amino acids. NCBI's taxonomy places the organism in Eukaryota, Viridiplantae, Streptophyta, Magnoliopsida, Asterales, Asteraceae. Gene Ontology annotation, molecular function: lysophosphatidylethanolamine acyltransferase activity; calcium ion binding. Gene Ontology annotation, biological process: phospholipid metabolic process. The record is from RefSeq and is a predicted model, not a curated record. The transcript has 14 exons.
GAAGUUCCUGGGUCGACCACGGUGGAUCCGUUUAGGAACCAUACACCCACGAUUGAAGGGGUUUAUGAGUGGCUUAAGGUGUUGGUGUGUGUGCCUAUAGCAUUAGUCCGGCUUGUGCUAUUCGGAUUGUGUUUGUCGAUUGGAUAUUUUGCUACAAAAUUUGCUUUGCAUGGCUGGAAAGAUAAGCAUAAUCCAAUGCCCAGAUGGAGGUGUAGGGUUAUGUGGAUCACCCGUUUGUGUACUAGGGGGAUUCUAUUUGCAUUUGGGUAAGCUCAAUUGACCUUUUUCUGUACUUAUUAUGCAUCUAUGACUAAGAUUUUCCAGAAUAUACUAUUGUUGUUUGAUUGCUUAGAUCAUUAUUCGGACGAAUGAUAUUAUGAUAUUAUGAAUUGCUGUUCAAUUUGAAUCUUUUCUGUAAUUUUGUGUAUAAAAUUGUAGAUUUUUCAGAAAAAAGCUUAUUGACAACUUCUGAACUGAAAAAUGAAAAGGCUAGUUGGGAAGGUGGAUGUGAAAUUUGGUGCCGUAAGACCAACGGAUCAAGAUGAUAGAAGUGAUAGAGUUGGCUUAUAAUUAGUGACCUCAACAAUUGGCAUUGUGGAGGCUAGAUGCCCAAAUUUGAGCUAUUCCCUAUGCUAAAUUUAUGCCAGAUUUAUGGUGUCUCAAAUACUAGCCUGAUUAUGAUUGCUGUUAGCGUGUGUCACCCUUUCUUAUUGAGGCUUAACGCGAUGUAUAAGAGAGUAUAAUAUUUUAUGUAGGGAAAUAUGUCAUUUGCAGUUUUGCACCAUCCGUAGUCCAUUCUAUGAAAAUUUCAGCAAUUGGGAUGUCCAUGAAAAAUAUUUCCAUUUUGUGGAAACUUAUCAUCGUCACAAAAGUGAUGAUAUUAUUUGGCUACCAUUGGAUAAAGCGAAAGGGAAAACCAGCUCCGAGGGAAAUCGCUCCUAUCCUUGUAUCCAAUCAUGUAUCUUACAUUGAUCCAAUCUUCUUUUUUUAUGAAUUAUUUCCAACAAUUGUUGCAUCCGAGUCCCAUGAUUCCAUGCCCUUUGUUGGUACAAUUAUUAGAGCUAUGCAGGUGAUAUAUGUGAAUCGAUUUUCACAUCAAUCACGGAAGAAUGCCGUAAAUGAGAUAAAGAGAAAGGCCUCUAGCAACAGAUUUCCUCGACUACUUUUAUUUCCCGAGGGAACCACAACUAACGGAAGACUGCUUAUUUCAUUCCAACAUGGUGCAUUUAUACCUGGUUACCCUAUCCAGCCAGUGGUGGUUCGCUAUCCUCAUGUACAUUUUGAUCAAUCAUGGGGUCAUAUUGCUUUGGCGACACUCAUGUUUAGAAUGUUCACACAAUUUCACAAUUUCAUGGAGGUUGAAUAUCUUCCUGUUGUUUCACCUUCCGAGCAUCAUAAAGAAAGUGCUGCUCGUUUUGCCGAGAAAACGGGUAGAGCCAUGGCUCGUUCUCUCAAUGUUGUACAAACAUCGCAUUCCUAUGUCGAUUACAUGCUUCUUUCAAAGGCGGCUGAUUCUGGACAGGAAAAUCCAUCGCACUUUAUGGUUGAAAUGGCAAAUAUUCAACAAUCCUUCCAUUUGAGCUCUUCGGAGGCUUUAGACUUCUUGGAUAGAUUUCUUUCCAUGAAUCCAGAUCCCAGUGGAAAAGUCAAAAUUCAAGAUUUCUUGAGGGCUUUCAGAUUAAAGGCUUGUGGCCUCUCCGAAAAGAUUUUUGAAUUCAUUGAUGUGGACAAGAACAGGAAAAUUACCUUUAAAGAGUUCUUAGUGGGAUCAGUUCAUAUACUGAAGCAGCCAUUAUUCAGACAAGCUUGCGAAGCAGCCUUCACUGAAACCGACAUGGAUCAAGAUCAUUACAUAUCCGAGCAAGAACUUGGUGCUUCAUUGUUGCCCGCCAUUGGAAGCUUAAGCACGGAUGAGAUACGUUCGCUGUUCAAUCUCUUUGACGGGGAUGGCGAUGGUCGGAUCAGCAAGGGCGAUUUCAUAAUUUGCUUAAGAAGAAACCCAUUGCUCAUAGGACUUUUUUCUCCCCAUUUCAUGCAUAAAGACUUGGAUCUAAAUGCAGCAGCUGGUUUCUUGGAGGAAACUGUGUGAUGGAAGGUUUUUCUCUCAUGGAGUUUUUGCCCUUAUAGAUGGACAAUUAUGUAAUUUACUUACAAAAAUAUAUAUUGAUCACAUACUUUUAC